Messenger RNA from Striga asiatica, 1620 nucleotides. Lineage: Eukaryota; Viridiplantae; Streptophyta; Magnoliopsida; Lamiales; Orobanchaceae. The record is from the annotation of a GenBank genome assembly.
AUUCUCCAUGGGGUGAUUACUUCCGUGUAUUUUCACGUGCGUCUGCUUUUGCUGAGAUGGAUUGGAAUUCAAAGUGGGAUUGGUUUGGUUCGAAAGCUAUUGAAAUGACCAAAAACCCACAAUUAAUGGACUGGAAGAUCGUUGACGAUGAUGAUGGUGGAUUGUUCAAUCUCUCAACCAUUUCUUCUACUAAAAGCCCAAUCUCUGCUUCCACCAACUCCUCUGUGAAAGACACACCCAACUUUGAGCUCACAGCAUUCGAAGGCGUUUCUGGAAAUCGCUUUAGAAAGAUGGAAUUUGAAGAAGCUAAGGUCUCUCUAACUGCCGAACCAUUGAUCGGAUUGAAGCUCGGAAAACGAACCUACUUCGAGAACAAAGUUUGUGUGAUGCCUACACCGCCAUCCACUUUGUUGAAAAAGACUAAGUCAGCUGGUCAAAACAUCUCGAACCCAAACUGUGUUGUUCAGGGCUGUAAUGCUGACCUGUCGACCGAGAAAGAGUAUCACAGGAAGCAUAGAGUGUGUGACAGCCAUUCCAAAUGUCCCAAAGUCAUUGUUGGAGGCUUAGAACGCCGGUUUUGCCAGCAGUGCAGCAGGUUCCAUAGUUUAUCCGAAUUUGACGAGAAAAAGCGCAGUUGUCGGAAAAGGCUUUCUGAUCAUAAUGCACGACGUCGGAAGCCCCAGCGCAAAAUCAUCGAGUUUAGUUCAGCAAGCCUCUCUUCGCCAUUUAAUGGCGGGAGGCAGCAAUUGAAUUAUCUGCUAAACAAUGCCCCACUUAUUUGUCCUAGAAAUUCUGCCUACAUCUCAAGGGAUACCACGCAUAACCCCAAGUUCACCUUAACAAAAGGGUAUUAUUCAAAGUCUACCCAAGACGGAUAUUCAAAGUCUACUCGAGAUGGAGGCAUCGACAAUCCAGUGCACAUGUCGGGAAUUAAAAUGCCACAUGCCAUUAAUAUGCACAGUACUGAGCAACUUUUGGCAUCCAUGAACUCUGUACCCAAGGUGUCAAUUUCAGGCUCCAAGGGACACCUGAUCUCUUCCCACUUCAAUGCAGCACCCGAGUAUUGCAAUGCUCUCUCUCUUCUGUCAAAUGAUGAUACCUUGGAUUCAAGUGGACCAGAAAACAUGUCACUACACGAAAACAGUAGCUCUAUCGUGAAUCAGCCUAUGAUGAACGCAAUCCCAACAGGUGUGCCCCUCACAUCUCCAGAUUUCUGUCUGCUGGGCCAUCAAUUGGCUUAUCCUCGUGCUCAUCCAUUCUUCUCAGACACUAACUUCCAGGAAAGCCAGCUUCUCGUAACUCAAUAUGAAGCUGAGUUAUUUUCUAACAUACUCAACUAACCAUUUACAAGGCAUUAUGCUAAAACACUUCCAACACUUGGGCUUGUCUUAAAAUUUUGAAGAAUCGACAUCGACAGAUGGAAUACUGUGGCUGUUCAGUGAUGUUUGGGCAGUAAACUUUGUCGUUUUUUCCUUCCUUUUAUUGGUACUAAAUGAAGCUCACUUUUUAUAAGCUCUGGAGGUCUAUUCUAUAUGUCCCUUGUUGCCUGCACCAAUCUUAUGAUUUUUUGGUGUUACUGAAUAAGAUUUUAUAGGGCUUUGUGGAAGUUUUGAAAGCUUG